Yarrowia lipolytica CLIB122 is the source of this 369-nucleotide messenger RNA. Lineage: Eukaryota; Fungi; Ascomycota; Dipodascomycetes; Dipodascales. The record is from RefSeq and is a predicted model, not a curated record.
AUGGCUCCUGUGGCAAGAUCUGUGUCCACUCGACGAAACCAGGAAUCCGAAAGUGCUUUCUCCCUUCAACUGAUACCAACAAAAACUUGUCCAUCCAGAUACCUACGGGGGCCUCGUAGUACUUGUUUAAGACGGCACAAGCGAGUUGCACAACCAGCUGUCCUUUCCAAGCCCCAGGGCGCCGACAACUUCACAGCGUCGCCAUAUUCGCCGAGCGACACCUCCUCAACCGCCAAUCGAGAGUGGACCACCCUUCUACAGACAUUGUCGAGAGAUGACGAGUGCAACGGUACAACCGGUACAACCACGAGGGGCAGGAGCUGCACCAGAUCCACACCAACGCCACGACCCAGUAUGAGGUCGACAUGA